GAGCGUAGACAUUGCCUUCUUGGCCGGGCGCCACGCCUCGGCGUCGGCCAGCGGACGGCCGAUGACCGGGACUCGGAGUCCGACCUCCGGUCGCUCGGUCGACUGACCGGCCACUCGCACUCCGACCGACUUGUCCACCACCUCCGGCGGCCAUACGCCGUCGCCGCAUCGCCCCGGCGACCCCGCCGGAGAGACGGGACACUCUGCGAGGAGGCUACUGCUGCUGCUGCUGCUGCUGUUACUGCUGCCGCUGCUGGUGUCGGUGCUGUACGAGCCGGCGCUGUUGUCCAUGCCGGCGUACAUUGGAUCCUCGAGCAGGUCGUCCUCGAGCAGCGGGAAAUGGUCCGUCCGGUCUGCGGGCAGACUCGAGAUGGAGGCCAGCGUCAUGAUGACGGGACGAGUGAGCUGGCGCUGAGUCCGGCUCGAGCCGGCCGGCGGUACCGGAACCGAGGCCGGUGCCGGUACCGUGACUGCGGUCGGGAGAGGCAGUGGAGGUACGGGCGGCUGUGGGGCGUCGGCGCGGGACGUCAGGCCGAUCAAGCGUUGCGGCCACACUUGCUCGACCGGUUGGAGGCGGCCGACUCGUUCGGAGGCGAGCUCGAGAAGCGAUUCGUUGCGCGAGUCGACCAGCUCCGAGACGUCCGAGGCCGUCACGCCUCGACGGUCGGCUGGCUUCUUGCCGCAGCCGCCCAAGAGACGAGCUCGAGCCAAGGAGAAGAGGUUGUGUGGCCGCGUCAGCACACUCGCCAGGUUGGGCAGAGAGGCCGUCAUUGUGUCGUCUGCCCGUCGCACGGGCCGGCCGCGCCAGUCCAUUGUGAGUCCACUCGACGAGUCGACCCUCUCCGGCCGGCCAGAGUCACCCGUUCACGCGCUCGUCCACCGGCAUCACUCGCUCCCAGCUGGACGGACUCGAAACCGGUCUGGCCACGAAGACGUGAUCUCGUAGAAAGCGUCUCUUCUCUUGCCUCGGAGAUGGCCCAAAUUGGGUUGCUGUGGUCGCCUGCUGCUGUUGGGUAG
Protopolystoma xenopodis is the source of this 1017-nucleotide messenger RNA. The record is from the annotation of a GenBank genome assembly. Lineage: Eukaryota; Metazoa; Platyhelminthes; Monogenea; Polystomatidea; Polystomatidae.